Anopheles marshallii is the source of this 894-nucleotide messenger RNA. Its product is annotated as autophagy-related protein 16-like. Gene Ontology annotation, molecular function: protein binding. The coding region runs from base 1 to 894 and encodes 297 amino acids. Gene Ontology annotation, biological process: autophagosome assembly. NCBI's taxonomy places the organism in Eukaryota, Metazoa, Arthropoda, Insecta, Diptera, Culicidae. The record is from RefSeq and is a predicted model, not a curated record. Gene Ontology annotation, cellular component: autophagosome membrane. The transcript is spliced from 6 exons.
AUGGGUAAUCGUAAAAUCAUUGUCGAUCAUCGAGAUCAUCUCCUGUCCCUCGGGCAGGCGGACCCGCAGCACACCAAACAACCGAUUGAGUUCAAUAAGUUCAGUCAGGCCAAUCGGAACAAAAAUGGUAGCGAUGGUCUUGCAGUCUCCAGUGUUCAUCGGGGGUUGAUUCCAAAGUCCAGUUCCCCAUGCAACCAUCAGGGAUCGGGACUGGGAAAGGCGAAAAUUUAUAAAUGUAUUUCUUCCCUUGUAAAUUUUCCCUUGCAGCACACCUUGACUGGACACAGUGGAAAGGUCCUGGCGGCGAAGUUUCUUGGUUCCGCUUUCCUCGUUACCGGAAGCCACGAUCGAACGCUCAAAAUAUGGGACCUCAAAAAUCGUUCAUGUACUGAAACAAAGUUUGCCGGUUCAAGUUGCAACGAUCUAGUCACGACGGAUAGUUUCUCCUUUAUUAGUGGACACGUGGAUAAGAAGAUACGGUUCUGGGAUGUGCGGACCGCUGACUGUACCGCGAAUGAUAUACCACUGCAGGGCAAAAUCACCUCGCUCGAUCUUUCCAAGGAUGGUAAAUUUUUGCUAUGUUGUGUACGGGAUGAUACAAUCAACCUGCUGGAUUUACGUCAGAAUCGCAUCGUACGCACAUUUCGGAACGAUAAUUUUAAGGUUGGUUGCGACUGGUCGAGAGUAGCAUUCAGUCCAUCAAGCUCCCGAAUAGCAGCCGGAUCGGCUGAUGGAUCAGUUUUCAUUUGGAACAUUAAUGGACCUCUAGAGACGGUGCUGAAGGAUCCCAAUGGAAGCGGUGCGGCUGUCACGGCCGUCAGCUGGCAUCCGUUCAGCUCCACCCUGGCAUCAGUCGAUCGGGCCAAAAAGUGUACCAUCUGGUCGAAUGCUUAA